AUGUACUGGUGGGGCAGUGGGCACACUGUCCUUCUUAUCGGUGUCUACGUCAAUGAUUUGAUCAUCACCGGCACUGGAGAUGAAGAGGUGGAGGCUUUCAAGGCACAAAUGAAGCAGACCUUCGACAUGAGUGAUCUUGGCCUCCUCAACUUCUAUCUGGGUGUUGAAGUGCACCAGGACACCACCGGGAUCUCACUUCAGCAAACCCACUACGCCAAGAGAAUCCUAGAGCUUGCGGUCGAUCCCAUGCACUAUCGGUGUCUCAUUGGAAGCCUGCGCUACCUGGUGCGCACCCGCCCUGAGCUGGCAUUCAUAGUCGGCUAUGUCAGUCGAUUCAUGGAGCGGCCCACGGUGGAACAUCAAGCUGCAGUCAAGCGUAUCUUGCACUACAUCACCGACACGCUCAACUUUAGCCUACACUUCACCAAGGCCCCUAGGAGCGCCCGCUUCAUUGGCUACACCGACAGUGACCUCGCCGACGACGUUGACACAAGCAAGAGCAUGAGUGGAGUACUCUUCUUCCUCGGCAACUACUUGGUCAGCUGGCACUCCAUCAAGCAGAAGGUGGUGGCACUCUCCAGCUGUGAAGCUGAGUACAUCGCUGCCUCCACUGCUGCUACUCAAGCCCUAUGGCUGUCAAGGCUGCUAGCUGAGCUCCUUGAUAGGAAUGUCGAGGUGGUGGAACUGAAGAUGGACAAUAAGUCUACACCAUUGGGGAAGCUGUGUCUUUUGCACUGGUUGAUAGCGAACCUCCCUUUAUUCCACCUGAUGAGUGUUAGCAUCCCUGCAGAAAAUAAAUUCAUCGGGCACCUGUGCAUUUGCCAUCUCUUCAAGCUCCUCUUGGUUCCUUGGAAAAUGCCUGACACAUUCACCAAGCCUGUCAUGCACGCUGAGCAUGCCCCCCAGUCGAUCGUGAACUGA
Sorghum bicolor (sorghum) is the source of this 921-nucleotide messenger RNA. RefSeq lists its product as uncharacterized. The transcript is spliced from 3 exons. The record is from RefSeq and is a predicted model, not a curated record. Bases 1 to 921 code for a protein of 306 amino acids. Lineage: Eukaryota; Viridiplantae; Streptophyta; Magnoliopsida; Poales; Poaceae.